Messenger RNA from Nymphalis io (European peacock), 6330 nucleotides. RefSeq names its product serine/threonine-protein kinase tricornered (gene trc). Gene Ontology annotation, molecular function: ATP binding; protein serine/threonine kinase activity. Bases 407 to 1798 code for a protein of 463 amino acids. NCBI's taxonomy places the organism in Eukaryota, Metazoa, Arthropoda, Insecta, Lepidoptera, Nymphalidae. The record is from RefSeq and is a predicted model, not a curated record. The transcript has 11 exons. Gene Ontology annotation, biological process: peptidyl-serine phosphorylation; intracellular signal transduction.
UUUGUGCAAUUUACUUAGAUCGCUCAUGUAAAGUCCCGUUACUUUACUUUCGUAAUUCAUUUAACAAAGGCAUUUAUUAACUAUCCUCAACGGUGAACCACGGCUUGUGUCAAAGCCCGUGUCGGGAAUCAUCAAGCGCCGUGGAGUUCAGUGACACCGUUACUGAGUCGAACUUUGUGAUUGUAUUUUAUCGAUUUUAACUUUCUUGUGCAACACAUUGUUUUUAUGCUGUUUAUUUAUUAGUGUGGUCGGGUAGCUGGCCAACAAGCAGGGGGGAUUUUCGUGUGGAAGGUCCAAGCAAGAGUAAGCCGUGUCUUGGGGUAAAAGCAACACGGGCACUACGGUGGCCCCUGACACCCUAGCGCCAGCGCCCCAGCCCCCGGAUGUUGUUGCAGGGGUGCUGGAGAUGACUGGCACCGACAACAUCCGCUUCAGCGGGCACACCCUCGACAAGGCCACCAAGGCUAAGGUGACCUUGGAGAACUUCUAUACGAAUCUCAUCACACAGCACUAUGAGAGAAAACAAAGACUGGAGAAACUUGAGGAUUCCCUCAAGGACGAGAGUCUAUCUGAGACUCAGAAACAGGAGAAGCGUCAACAGCAUGCGCAGAAAGAGACGGAGUUCCUAAGGCUUAAGCGUUCCAGGCUUGGAGUUGAGGACUUUGAGCCUUUGAAGGUUAUAGGUAGAGGAGCGUUUGGUGAAGUUCGACUAGUACAGAAAAAGGAUACCGGUCACGUGUACGCCAUGAAGAUACUCAGGAAAGCAGAUAUGCUUGAGAAAGAGCAGGUCGCUCAUGUCCGAGCUGAACGCGACAUUCUCGUCGAGGCGGAUCACCAGUGGGUCGUGAAGAUGUACUACAGUUUCCAGGAUCCGAUGAACCUAUAUCUCAUAAUGGAAUUCCUUCCCGGAGGCGACAUGAUGACACUACUUAUGAAAAAGGAUACAUUGAGCGAAGAGUGCGCUCAGUUCUAUGUAGCUGAAACAGCCCUGGCUAUCGACAGUAUACAUAAACUUGGAUUUAUUCACAGGGACAUAAAGCCAGAUAACCUGCUACUAGACGCCCGCGGUCAUAUAAAGUUGAGCGAUUUCGGUCUUUGCACGGGCCUCAAGAAAAGCCAUCGCACCGAUUUCUAUCGAGAUCUUUCACGAGCUACGCCUUCUGAUUUCAAUUUCUUUUCAGUAACGACGUCGUCGUCGGCGAUGGACUCGAAGCGUCGUGCCGAGUCCUGGAAGCGGAACAGAAGAGCGCUCGCGUAUUCGACCGUCGGGACGCCGGACUACAUCGCACCGGAAGUGUUCCUGCAGACGGGAUACGGACCUCAGGCUGACUGGUGGAGCUUGGGAGUUAUUAUGUACGAAAUGCUGAUCGGUUAUCCGCCAUUUUGCUCCGAGUCGCCUCAGGAGACAUACAGGAAAGUGAUGUCUUGGCGGGAGUCCCUCACUUUUCCACCCGAAAUACCGAUCAGCGAAGAGGCACGGGAGACAAUUCUUCGCUUCUGUUCCGAACCCGAUCGCCGACUUGGUUCACAAAGAGGCAUCGAAGACGUGAAGUCGGUGUCGUUCUUCCGCGGCGUGGACUGGAGUCACGUUCGCGAACGUCCCGCCGCUAUCACCGUGGACGUGCGCUCCAUCGAUGACACGUCCAACUUCGACGACUUCCCCGACGUCAAGCUCGAAAUACCAUCAGCGCCCAUAUCCCAGGAGGGUGAAGUCGCUUAUAAAGAUUGGGUGUUCAUCAACUACACGUUCAAGCGGUUCGAGGGUCUGACGCAGCGCGGGACGCCUACCAAGAAAUGAGUAUGAGAACAGCCUAUUCCUAGGCCGGUGUACGUUGACAUACCACGUGACCGUACACCAAUCAAAUGUUGCACCAUUGUAUAAGUUCAUGGACACAAUAAUCACAUCUCCAUUGUCUUUGUAUAUAUAAUUAAUUUCUUUCAAUAUUAUAAAUUAUCUGUUUAAAAAAAAUUAAUGUAAAUAAUUGUUUUGAUUCCGUUGAAAUUGAUUUCUUCGAUGACUUUAGAUUAAGUUUGUUUGUUUGUUUUUAUUUAUUUAUAAAUGUACUAUUUACAGUGGAGGUUGAUGAUGUAUACUUAUAUCAAGACAAUUAACGCGAAAGUGCAACAUUAAAGUUAUGAUAGUAAACAGUGUACUGUCCAAUAUAUUCGGCUUACAAUUUGUGAUCCCUGGGAUAAACAUGUAAGCGGAAGUUUAUUGUGCAUACCAAAGUCUCAAGUCGAAUGUAUGUGUGUCAAUAUGUACCGGUUGUUUUUGUAUAGGAUUGAAUGAAUAGAAGGGUAAAAUUCAACAAGCGUAGAGCAUUACAUCAAAUGAAACUUGGCCCCAUCAAAAGGAAUAGUUUUAUGUACGAGUACAUAAUUAUAUUUAACCGAGAAAUAUAUAUAUAUAUAAAGAUAUUUUAUAAACAAUUUACUAUCUCUAAAACAACGAUGUUCAGAUUCAAGGGAUCAGUACGUCCGCAGAAUAAUAAUAAAGUCGAGAGUAUUUUUUAAUAUUUAAAUAUUAAUUAUGGAAAGACUAUUUAAAAAUUCUUGUAUUUGCUCAAAAUAUUUGAUCUUUAAAAGUGUACAAUUAAUUCGAAAUUUAUUUUCUAAAAUAAAUCGAAUCGCACAAUAUUUAUAUUUUUAAAAUUCUAAACAAAUCUUUAAAAAUAAAUUACGUAAUUUUCUAUUUACAUGAAUAUAUAUUGGAGUAAAAAAGUACACAGUUACUAAAAUAUUUUUUGUACUUAAUUUUGUUUUUGAAACAUGUCUUUACUUGAGGAAUUCUCGAAUGUGAUGGAUUUAUGUAAUAAUAAAUUAAAUUCUGAUAAAAUCGCUUAAAGAAAAAUCGUUUGUUGUGAAAAGCUGAGUUUCAUUUGAACAGUUCUUUGCUCUGCGCUUCAUGUAAAAAUAUUACCAACAGGAAAAUAAUACUGAGUGUGUUUAACCGAGCUCGUACAUUACUUCUGAGCUUACCCAGGCAAAGUUAGGUUCUUCAUUGUAUUUGCUCAUAUUAAACAUCCAUUUCAUAACGAAAAUGGUUAAACUAUAGUUCGUAGUGCUUACAUUCGCGUUUCGCUUUAAUUAUAUAUUUAUUUCUAUACGCCAAAAAUUACAUAGAAAUUCCUUUUUGAAAUUUGGAAAUGCAUUAUAUCUUGCCAAGUAGUUAUUUUAUACUCACGAGCGACCACUGAUCACACGUCGAACGUGAACCGACUAAAUGCGUGUCCAUAUCUUCAAUAAUAAUUAUAAGAUAAUUCGCAUUUAAAAAAUAAUUUUGCUUUGUUUUUAAUCAAAUGUAAUUUCGAAAUACACCUACAACGUAAAGAAUCUACACGAUACUAUAACGAAUGUAUUAAAAUACCGCAACAUAUUGGGAUUAGAGUAAUAUUAAAACAUUUCGUCAAUGUGAAAACGAUUUUAUAUUUACUAGUCCAAAAUGAACGACACUGUUCUAAUAUCAAAAAUGUUUGUCCCUAUAUUAAAGUAUUCCAGUCCCCUCUACACAGAUAUAACAUUAAAUGUUUAUAUUAAAGUAUUUAUGUAUAUAAAAAUAUAAUGUAUUAUUACUCGAAUGUGUUGGAAAAUGAAAAUGCAAUAUAAUCCGUCCAAAACUUGAGUUACUAUCGAAUAGCAGGUAUUAAAUGAAAUAAAAUUAAUUAAUUAUAUCAACUUGUAAUUAUUAUUAAUUUCGAAAUAAAUCCUUAUUUAAUAUAAAAAAAUAUUUAUUGUAGUAGGGACGAACAUUUUUGAUUAAAAAUAUUCACUAAGUAUACAAACAAAAUUACAUUAUUUAAUUGCACAAAUUAUAUCAUUUUCGAAUUUAAAAAAAAAAAAAAAAAACAAAAGCACAACGAACUUCGUCGUAUUGCUUCUGUCUAAUAAUUAUUCGUUUUCAGUUUUCACCUCGUUCCUGACAUGAAAUAUGAAGUUACCAAAUAUAAAUGUUGAAUUCGAUAAGAUGAAUGUAGCGGAAUAAUUUUAAUUGAACAAAUUAGAGCUUCUACUUCUAAUAAAAUAAGUUAAUGAUUAUGUAAAGAAAUAACUACGAAAUUUUCUAUCACAUUAGUAUUACUGUAACUUCCUAGCUAAAGAUUAGCAGUCUAUAUUACUUAGUGGUAGCUCUUGCCUGCAGCGUAAGUACAAAAGUAAGAUAUUUUGGAUUUCUUCUGCCGAUUGAAAUACCGUAUUAGGAGCGAAAAAUAUUGCCCAUCUCGUCUGAACAUUUAAUUCUGACGUUAAAGCCCUUUCCACACUGGCCGAAAAUUACAUAACACGUUUUGUGUUAAAAACUAUAAAAAUCGGCAUUUAUUAAUAAUAUCGUCACUGUCAUCACACUAUAGUCCAAAGUAUAUAGAUUUAUACGUAAUAUUUAUCUAAAGAUUAUUCGAUAACGUAGAUAACUUACCUGUAACGAUAUUGUAUUUGAGAAGUAAUUAAUAAGUGCGUACACAACGGUCUGUUGUUAAAUGAACUAUGUAGAUAAUAAUUAAUUGUUUAUUGUAAUACAGUAAGCACGCAUAAAAUACCUUCAGUAAUAUAAUACAACUUGUCGAUGUGUGCGGACUAUACAUUUGUGAGGUUGUUAGUGUGAAACAAGCCCAAAGUUUUGCAUAGAGCCUAUGUGAGAUUGUAAUUGCUUGUAAAAUCGAAGAAUAUUACAAUAAACGCUAACUGCCUUACAUAAAAUACAUUGCCAUGUAUUUACUGUUUUACGUAAUGUAAUAUGAAUGUCCAUUCUAUGUAUUCUGUAUAUCAGUGUUGAGGGAUAAUGAUUUGUAAAUUUAAGUUAUUUUUUUUUUGUAUAACUUCCUAUAAAUAAGCAUAAAAUCUGCAUGUACACGUUUGUACGAAACCUAUUCCUGUUUUAUUUCGCUUUGAUAAUUAUUAAUAUAGUAUGUUGUAGAUGUAGAACGUUUGCGUAGUUUACUAAUAAUAUUAUGAAGCGAUGUUGUAUAAUUUCUAACUGUAUCAUUGGAUUAUUUUCAUUAUAGAACUAAUUAAUUAUAUUGUUUAGUUAAAUUAUUUAGUUAGUUUAAUAGAUGUAUUCACGGUUAAUUUGUCGCGUUCGUUACGUACCUUUGUAUACGGCGCUUCGAAUUAAUGUUCUAUGUCGAAACGGAUAGAUAGACGUGAUGAGUAUUGUGGUUUUUCUUACAAUAAUAACAUUUCAGUGGUAUAGAAAUUUCGACAUUAUCCUCACUUAAAUAAGGUUUGAAUUAAAAUAUCCUUGAGCUUACAGUAACAUUAAUAGUACCACUGAUCUAUCCUCAGUGUUGUCCCAUAGCAUUAACGUUUAAACAUUAUCUGUGUAAGCGAUGGUUAAUUAUUAAGCAGAUUUCGAAAGUUUUUUGAUAUGUAUGUGUUGUAGGAUUAAGGCAUGCUGCUAUAUGGAAUGCUUACGCAGUUUUGUUAUUUGAUGUUUUAGGGAGACACGGUUAUGUAAUAUUAUAUAUUGGCUUCAAGGUCGCGACACGCCUGCGCGGUCAAGCGAACGGUACAGCUAAAGUGACCGUCGACAGAACAGUAAUUUUUUAAAGUUAAUAUUAUCUUCUGCUAUAUCUACUAUCAAUAAGAACCAGGCUUAAUACAUUCUUUAUUAAUAAUAAAUUUGAAGUUAAUUUCACAAGACAAAAUUCUUCAAAUCAUUUUGUUGAUCUUUGGCUUUGUCACACACAGCAACUCUUAUAUUGUACACAUAGCCUCGCAGGUUUGUCCCUAGCUUUAGGGCGCCUGAUUAAGACCAAAAUACAAUUGGUCACUGGAUAUGUAGUGUUUGCAAAUUAUUUAUGUAAGAUGCGCUUGUCGAUUUUUCAAUCGUUUAUCAAAAUAGAGUUGAUAAACAUCGAUUAUGAUAAAUAUAUUAUUAAAAUUAAAUUUCAAUUUCACAAUUUAAUUUGUUACAACUUAUUUAUUUACUUAGUUAAGAUGAAGUCGAGUUAAAGUAAGAUAUGCGCUUAUAUAAAUGUCGUAUUAGAAAUUAACUUAUAUUUUGUCAGUUUAAAAAGCGAGAGCAAGAUAUCUUCGCUACGUAUCCAUGUACAGUCGGCAUAAUAAUGUUUAUACAUAGGUAUGUUACGUGCACUCAUUACAGUUCAAUGUUCACACUUUCAAUGGAAUAUUAUCGCUUUGGUGUACAGCGUCCACGGUCGCUUGUUUAUUCAUUGAAUUUAAAUGUUUGCUUUGUUAUUGUUAUAAAUUAAAAAAAUGAAUUAUUUAAUUUCUUAAAUUGUAAGUUUUGAACAUAUUUUGAUACUUAUUGUUUCUUCCAUGUGAUUUAAGAAAGUGGCAAUACAAAUAAUCAUUAAAGUGAUAUGUGUUUUUUUU